Microtus oregoni (creeping vole) is the source of this 2928-nucleotide messenger RNA. It is a transcript of the gene Metap1d, whose product is annotated as methionyl aminopeptidase type 1D, mitochondrial. Lineage: Eukaryota; Metazoa; Chordata; Mammalia; Rodentia; Cricetidae. The transcript has 10 exons. Bases 53 to 1060 code for a protein of 335 amino acids. Gene Ontology annotation, biological process: proteolysis. Gene Ontology annotation, molecular function: metalloaminopeptidase activity. The record is from RefSeq and is a predicted model, not a curated record.
UCCAGUGGGCGGAGCUGCGAGGUGCUCUCCUGGCCACGUGACCGGAGCCAACAUGGCGGCGCCCAUCGGCGUCCACCUGUUCGUCCGUGGAGGUUGUCAGAGAAUUUUGUCUUCUCCACUCAAUCAUCUCUGCUUAUACAAGCGGACAGGCAGUCAACAAAGAAGAAAUUUCUUUUUCUGGAGACAAAGGGAUCUCUCCCACAAUAUAGUCUCGCCGGCUGCAGUUUCUCCCGCACAUCCUGUUCCCAAGCACAUAAAGAAGCCAGACUAUGUGACGACAGGCCUUGUGCCCGACUGGGGAGACAGCAUAGAAGUUAAGACUGAAGAUCAGAUCCGAGGGCUCCGUGAGGCUUGUCAGCUGGCCCGACACAUCCUCCUCCUGGCUGGGAAGAGCUUGAAGGUUGACAUGACAACAGAAGAGAUUGAUGCUCUAGUUCAUCGCGAAACCAUCAGUCACGAUGCCUAUCCCUCACCUCUGGGCUAUGGCCGCUUUCCAAAAUCUGUUUGCACCUCUGUAAACAAUGUGCUCUGCCAUGGCAUUCCUGACAGCCGACCUCUUCAGGAUGGGGAUAUUAUCAACAUUGAUGUCACGGUCUAUUACAAUGGCUACCAUGGAGACACCUCUGAGACCUUUCUGGUGGGCAAUGUGGAUGAACGUGGUAAAAAGUUAGUAGAGGUGGCCAGGAGGUGUAGAGAUGAAGCAAUUGCAGCUUGCAGAACUGGGGCCCCCUUCUCUGUAAUUGGAAACACAAUCAGUCGCAUAACUCAUCAGCAUGGGCUGCAAGUCUGCCCGCAUUUUGUGGGACAUGGGAUAGGAUCGUACUUUCACGGACAUCCAGAAAUUUGGCAUCAUGCCAAUGACAAUGACCUGCCCAUGAAGGAGGGCAUGGCUUUCACCAUAGAGCCAAUCAUCACUGAGGGGUCCCCAGAAUUUAAAGUCCUGGAGGAUGAGUGGACUGUGGUGUCACUAGACAACCUAAGGUCCGCGCAGUUUGAGCAUACAGUCCUCAUCACAGCAAGAGGUGUGGAGAUCCUAACCAAACUGCCCCAAGAAGCCUAAGACUCUUCCAGCAAGGCCACCGAGGCCCCAUGCCUGUCUUCUUAAGGACACCUUUAAGAACUGAGGAGCCAGCCACAGGCCACAUAGGAGUCUGCAGUGUCUCAGAGAAAAAUACAGUGUGGACAGGACUUUGGGGACUCAGGUCUACGGCCUACAAGGGCCUCUGGAGAACCACCUUCCUGGGCAAGUGGUUUGCCUGUCCCUGAUUCUAAUUCUGGUUUCACUGAAAUCCAUUCCAGAUUCUAACCAAGUUAAAAAACAAAACAACAACAACAACAACAAACCUCUUAACUCCAUUGUGUUCACUCUCCACUUGGGACAGUUACAAAGGGGUGGGGUAGGUGGUUAGUUUUGGAAUCUCCAAACUUUUAACAUGCACACAGGAAAAAAAAAAAACAGAACCUGUUAUCUGAAAAUUUGUCUUUUCCCCUUGUGAGUCUUAAAUUAGUUAAGCCUGGGGGCACUUCCAGAGGCGGCACCUGCUUCCACCCCUGCCCAGUUUCCUCUUCUCCAAGGUUUGGCCUAGAGAAGAUGAGCCAGGAAGCAUUGGCUGCAAAUGUUUUCUUGGCUGUGGACCAUAGUGUGGCCUUUCUGAAGACUGCAGACCCCCGAGCCUCUCCAUCAGCAACCAUGCUUGAUCCCCUCCCAGCCUGAGACCACCCCCACCCUAGAUCUUUGUUUUGCUAAAAGUUUGAGCUGCAACCCCAUACAAGUCUUGAGUUUAGAGCCCAACUAGUCCUUAAACUGUCCUCCCUCUGGCUACCAGGCUGGGACAGGCACCCUCCCUGCUCCCUGGGCUAUACAAAUCAGGUAUUCCUGAGACCUCCCUGAGAGAGGAGACACCAGACACGUUUCAGACAAGGCCCUAGCUGCCUGCUCUGGAGCUGUCAGCGUUAACUAUGAAUCUGUGUGCCUGCAGCACCUACCUGCUGCUUCCGGCUUCCGGAGCAGAAGUCCAUUCCCGCCCAGAGCACUCGGCUUUCCCUUGUUGUCCCGGGAUCUGUUCGCACCUAGCUCCAGGGUGGGUCAGGCUGAGCUUUUACGGAAACCAGUCCCCUCUGGGCAUGUUAGAAAGAGCACUGUCUAGAGAGGCCCAGACCAUCAGUGGCCCUGCUAACUCUAGUUUGUGUUCCUGUGGAUGGCAGAGUGGCCACAGUCUAAAUAGAGCUUGGGCUGUCAGAGAACCAAGGACAUGCCUUCUGUUUGCCAGGAUAGAUGGCAUCAGAGGCACCCACAGGGAGUUAGCUUGUCUCUCAGACACCCAGAGCCGUGGACAAGGAGAUGGGAUACUGAGGACCAGCCCUUGGAAAAGUGGAAAAUCCCAGCUCCUCUCCAAACUUGGGAGCCUCUCCAUGGUCCCCAACCCUCCAGAUCAGUUUAUCUACAUCUAGAGAUUACAGGUAUUUGUGAAGGGGAUUCUAAAUCUAAUCUGUUUGAGAAUAAGAAGGAAUGAGGAUUUGUAAGAUCAACUGGCAAACUUUGGAGGUGUUCUGGAAUUAGCCAGGCAGAGGCUGGAGCUGUGGCCAUGGACAAUUCACAUUCCCCAGAGAGGACCAGGGCCCAGCUGGCCUUAGGAGCUAUUUGCCAGAGAAUGACUUCACUCCUUCCCUAGAGCAAUCAGAUUAGUUUGUAGUGUCUUUAUCUGCAGAUCAGUUUACUCCCGGUCCCCCUAAGGAUAGUUUUAUUAGGACCACAGGAUUUUACCAACCACUGGGGCGAUUAUUGCAGGUGGAGGUAUUUAUGGGGACCGUAUAUAAUCUGAUUUGGUAAUCUAGCCUACCCUGCUAAACUCUGCAGCUCUGUAGGAGACAAACUUGAGUUAAAGGAAUUUUGUGUAAACAGUCUUUUGAAGUUGAGAUUAGGAGUUG